CUCCGAGCCCUGCGGCGGAGCCAACGGCAGCGCGGGGGGCGGCGGGCCCUGCGCCCCCGCGGGCGGGGGGCCCUCGGUGGUCACGGCCAUCGCCAUCAUGGCCCUGUACUCCGUGGUGUGCGUCGUGGGGCUCUUCGGCAACUUCUUGGUCAUGUAUGUCAUCGUCAGGUACACGAAAAUGAAGACUGCCACCAAUAUCUAUAUUUUCAAUCUUGCAUUGGCAGAUGCAUUAGCAACAAGUACUCUGCCAUUCCAGAGCGUGAAUUAUUUGAUGGGAACAUGGCCAUUUGGUACAAUCCUUUGUAAGAUUGUUAUAUCCAUAGACUACUACAAUAUGUUCACCAGUAUCUUUACGCUCUGCACCAUGAGUGUGGAUCGCUAUGUAGCUGUCUGCCACCCAGUUAAGGCCCUUGAUUUCCGUACCCCCAGAAAUGCCAAAAUUGUUAACGUCUGCAACUGGAUUCUUUCUUCUGCCAUUGGCCUGCCAGUUAUGUUCAUGGCAACUACUAAAUACAGGCACGGCUCUAUUGACUGCACACUUAAGUUCUCCCACCCUGCUUGGUACUGGGAGAACCUCUUGAAAAUCUGUGUGUUUAUCUUUGCCUUCAUCAUGCCAGUCCUGAUCAUUACUGUGUGCUAUGGGCUGAUGAUUUUACGCCUGAAGAGUGUUCGCAUGUUAUCUGGCUCUAAGGAGAAGGACAGGAACCUGCGGAGAAUCACGAGGAUGGUUCUUGUAGUGGUGGCAGUGUUUAUCGUCUGCUGGACUCCCAUCCACAUUUAUGUCAUCGUUAAAGCCCUGGUCAACAUCCCAGAAACUACUUUCCAGACUGUCUCCUGGCACUUCUGCAUUGCUCUAGGGUAUACAAAUAGUUGCCUUAAUCCAGUCCUGUAUGCAUUUCUAGAUGAGAAUUUCAAAAGGUGUUUCAGAGAGUUCUGCAUCCCCACCUCCUCAACCAUUGAGCAGCAAAACUCCACCCGAGUCCGACAAAACACUCGUGACCAUGCUUCCACUGCCAACACUGUGGACAGGACUAACCAUCAGGUAUGACUAGCAGUGGAGAUGUCAUCUCUGGAUCCAGGCCACCCGCUUGGAGAUGACAUGUAUUCCGAAGUUACAGUUUAUACUGAUUUGUAGCUAUUUGAACGUCUAAACACCUUCAGGGCUACAUUUGAAGCUGGUGUAUUCACACACAGAGACCCCAGUCCUGCACGGUGCUAGUUGUUCUAUACUCUAGUUGAUGCCCAAAAGCUGAGGGCUUUCAAAGGUACCUUGCAUGAUAGGGUCCAGCAUGCAUGUGUAUACACAACACCCAAAACAGAGUGUUUCAUUUGCAGAAGGUUUACAACAGGUGUCUGAUUUAGAACUGGUUAGAGAAUAAUCAAAGAUUUCUCUAUUCUGUCUGUUGAGGGAGACAUGGUUGGGCCAAUAUACACGUCUCUCUCCUACCAUUUCAUCAGUAAACUGAAAAGAGAAGAAACUGCAUGUACGCUUUCUGAUUGAUGUACAAGAAAGGCCUACAAGGCCAUGUUUCUCCUGUAAGAGAUGCAAGAAGUAGACAAAGGUCAUCUGCAUGCAGUUCUUGUACCAGAUCAAUAUCUGUGUUGGCUAGUGUAGGUUUUGAUAGAUAGAUAUGUAAAUAUAUAAAUAUACAUGUAUACACACACAUAUUAAGGAGUAUUGUGCCAUUUUGCUGUUUAAGGUAUACAGAGUAGGAAUUUUAUGGCACAGCAGAUACCAGGAUAUAGAUUGUUUUUAUUCAGGCUCUUUUUGCUUAGCUUUUGGGAAAAAAAAAAAUCCUUUUUGUUACAUAUUUGACAUCCGUGCACCUGUGAUUAUUCCUGAGAGUUUCCAAAGCACACCCCUUGGUGAACAUCAAGCAAAACACAAAGGCAAAUCUUAACAUACUAGCCUAACAAUUGUUAGAAAAGGUUUGAAUCUUAUCUGGAACUCAUUAAAAAGAAGAAAUAAAGGCAGAAACCUAAUUUAUUCCUUGCCACAUCAUCUUUCAUUGGAACAUCAGCAAUAUCCUUAGUUUGCUCCUUCAUGAGCUUCUCACUGCUGCCCCUUCACCCACAAGCUAGCUGCCUUCUUGAGGUGCAAAGAAGUAGCUUUUCGUGAAAGAAAUAGCUUACCUGUCACACAGGCAAUCAGGAAAUCCAGAUCAGAAUAUUAUCUUAUCCAUACAAAGUAAAUGCACCAGAAAAAGAGGAAGGAGCAAGCAAAAGGGAGAAGAGGAAGGUCUAUUGAGCAUCUGCAGCUGGUGGUGUCGUUCACCAGAACAUGAUUUGUACAUGCCAAGCUGCAGGCUGAGAAAUCAGUUAGCGUCUGCUCAGUCUUACCCACACUUCAGUGGUGGAGCAGAACUGCCAAACUUGGCAUGGACACAUACAUAUAUGUAUGUGUGUAUAUACGUGUAGUAUUCACUAUGUGUAGCAAAAGUUGAGCAGACAGAUUCAGCUCUCACUAAGGCUUUUGCAACCCUCAAUGGAGUCAAUUUUGUGCAUGUGUCUGACAAUGGGGUUGUAUCUUUGUCUAGUUCAUGUCUAACUUUUUCAGCUUUUUACAGUGCAGUGUGUAAUAAGAGAUUUUCUACAUUUACUUAUACUUCUUUACCUUAAUUUUAGGAGAGCCGUAGCUUUCUAAACUUCUACCCUUAGCACAGAUUACUGUGGUACCACCUAAAGUCUGACUGAGAUAAAGUCUAUUUCACUGGGCACUGAGCAAACACAGAACAGAAGGUGAUCCUUCCCACAGAGAUCUUUCAACUUACACCAACAAGGGAGAGAGCUAGUUGAGGCAGGAAUAGAAGUGAGCUUUAUAAUGGAAGUAAAAAUGGAAGUAAGGAGCAACCUAAUCACAUAGUUGGAGAUUUUGUGUUAGUUUCCUUCAGGGGAUAGUGGUGGAAUUAGUUAAGAAGAGAUAAAACACAGGUAAAAAGAAGUGACAGGGAAGAUGCUGAAGAGAAAGACAGGUGACAGGAAGAAUGCAGAGGAGAAAGGAGAACAUCAGGAAUAAGGUCAGAGUGAGGAAGCAAGGGAGAAAAUUGAAGCAAAAAGCCAAUAUACAUGUAACAAAAGAAAUGUGUUCAGAACCGUAAGAAACUGUGUGACUAUGCAGCUUUCACUACUUCUGUAACUCUUCCUAGCAGCUAGCUAGCAUGUUUCCCCCAGGCUAGGGAGAAGCCAUCACUUGGAAACUCCUAUCCUCAUAGAUGUGUGGACAGGUCUGUUUGCAUGGUCUGGUAUUUGAGAGAAUUUGAAGUGCUCAUAAAUGGGCCCAAUUUCACUUCCCUCACCAUCAUUGCAGCAGUCCUUGCUUGAGCAGCUGUUGCCACUGGUUUAUUUCUACCAGAUGUGCCCGAUGGAUGCUGACGUGAACCUUCUGACUGCUGCGCUCCCUGGAGAGCAGCACACCAGCUGGUCGAUGCAGUCCUUUUCACCCUCCUCAGAGGCUAUGAAAUAUAUUCACACCAAGCCAUGUUCAAACCAGAUUAAACUUCAUUUACUUAUUUUCUUCUCCAACAAACUUUUCUGUAAAAGACAUUUUUGGUGUCUCUUACUAUCCAAAUGACAGAAGGGUUUUAGGACUAAUCUACUCUGGAAAGGUUUUCUGGGUAGUACUUACAAAUGUAGCAUUUUAUUUAUUUAUUUUAGACAGAGAAAGCCCUAUAGUGAAUCCAUCUUUUGUUCUCAGAAAACAACAACAACAAAAAGAACACUUUGCUCAAACACUUGGUGAGCUUUGUAAAUUCUGUUCACAGGGUAUUCUUUUCACAGGUAAGUGCUUUCUGUACAGGCAAGUCUAGCCAGUAUAGCUAUACUGAUCUAAGUAUACUGACAAGCUCUUUCUUGUAUAGACAGGGCCUUGGAGAGCGUUUGGUAUGAAUCCUAAUUGUGCAGUGUAUAGUGCUCAGCACAGCUCAAGUUAUUUUCAUAGAAACAGAUGUUCUACAAGUUGUGUGGUUUUUUUUUUUUCCCCAAGUGGGAAUUCUUACUCCAGCUAAAGUUAAUGAGAGCUGCAAGCUCUCAACUGCUUGGGGCCUCACACUCUUGAAGCACUUAAAAUAAGCACUCACUUGUGGGAACAACAGCUGUGUUUUCUAUCAGUGCAAAAGAACAGAUACAAAUGUUCGUAUUAUUCUGAGUUAAGAUAUUAUCAUUUGGCCUCCGUUAUGUCUCUUUGACAUUACCAAAAAGUUCUUGGUUAAGAACUGCAUUAUUGUUUUAUCUACAUAUAGGAAAAGUGCAAAACAAGUUCUGACCUCCUCCAGAAAUGAAACACUGAUGGUGCGAGCAUUUAUGAAAAAUAGUACAUGUCCAGUGGAGAAACAUAUUUCUGAGGGGGAAAAGACAGCGGCUAGUCAGGCAUGCAAAAUCUGGAAUUUUAACAAUGAGAUGCUUUACAUCUGUGGGGGAUAUAUUUCGGGUUACUGGGCUAACGCCUGUGUCAGAACGUUCAGGUUGCAUUGUUUCAGGGUGAGCUUAGAGCUUAGGCUCAACUCACUUUAAUUUUCAGGGAAGCAUGGGCAAUCUUUAAAGUUCAUUUUCAUGGAAGAUUAAAACAAGAAAAUAGGAAUAAUAGAACACUGGAGAAAAUCUUGCAGAACAGAACUGUUUACUUCAAACUUUUCUUUGCAUGACCCAAUAAUAGUAGGGAAUGCUAAUAAAAGGAAUGAAUAUUAGCUUUUGCAGAUGUCUGAAUUGUUUUUGAUGUCACUAGCAUUAACCUGGAUCAUGACAAAGACCCUAACAAACUUUGAAAGAGCUUUUACUUCAGAUGCACAGAGAAUCUCUGCACUACUUUAUCUCCUAGAUUUAAAAAAGUCUUGAACAUUUUUACUGACGUGGGACCCUUGUGAAUCUUCUAGGUAACAAAGAAAACAGAAUGUGUUUGCUAGACAAUUUCAUUAAAGGCAGCAUCUAUAAACAAUGCUGUGAGCGCUGAAACUAAUUAGAUGCAUUGUAAGGUUGCUUGUGUUUGUGGCAUUUCUUGAACUGAGAAUUAGAAAAAAUGGACAAAAACAUUUCACUUUUUCCAUAAGAAAAUAGAAAAAGAAAGUUCACCGGUUUAAAAAAAAAAAAAAAAAAAAAAAAAAAAGCAAACUACUGUAUCCAAUCCACAAAAGAACAAUAGAAUGUCCUGAGUUUGAAUGAAGGGACCCACAAGGAUCAAGUCCAACUCCUAGCUCCACACACAAGACAACAGGACUACCUAAAAAUUAAACCACAUGACUUAGACCAUUUUCCAAAUGCUUUCUGAACUGAAAUUUCUAUUAAUUCAAUUCAGAAGUGAAUAUGAACUUCAAAAUUAAUUUCUGGAUCUAGACUUCUCCAAAAGACUCAGAUUCAUAUUCACAUUUAGGAUCAGCUCAAUUUUUGACAAAAAGUUGCUGAGGAGGAGCAUUUCCAAUACAGAAUAAAGAAAAAUCCCUAAAUAUAGCAUGUUGAAUUGAACAAGCAUUUGAGUUAUGUUUUGGCCUUGGAAAAAAAUAUCUCCAGUCAGAAGUCCUAACAGAUGCCAACUGCAGAAAGCACCUGGAAAACAAUCCAGUUAGAAAAUGCACCUUCUCCCCACCCCAGAAUCCUUGCCCAUGUGUAAUAUGUUUCCCUCAUUUGUGUCCAUCAGGAUUCAUCUGUGACUGCUUUCCAUACCGUAACCACUUUAAUGACAGUGUCUCCCCCAUUUUCAACAAGUUCUGUUUGCUGGGCAGCAAAACAGGUUGCAGACUUUCAGGACAUGAUGUGUCUUAGGCAGAUUUGCUUGAAAAUUUCUGUAGAUUUUCUAUCAUGCCUGUAUGUGAACAAGAUUUGGUGCGGAUACCAUGGAUGCCCAGAGCAUGGGGAUGGUUGGGUUUGUUUGCUGAUGUAACUCCAUCUCACACAGAAUCUUUAAACUCCAUCUCACACUGGAUCUUUAAAUUCGAAUCCAGAAGUCAGUCAAUUUACUAGUGUGAACACAGAAAAGAUACUAAUAGGCAUGUAAAAUACCAACUUACUUGCAGUUGCUACAGAAAUAAUACAGGCAGGGAGUGAAAUCCUUCCCUACAAGUGAAAUUCAUUCAGGGUUCCCCUCUAGAAAGAAAACAACUGGCUUGCUAUGAAAUAGACCAAAUACAACAGCACUGCCGAUCUAAUGUUUUUCUGUCAUUAAAGCUAAGACACAAAACUUUCAUCAUUUACUCUGCCUUUGUUGCUUUAUGACAAAGGCAUAUUCUUGCCUUGCUGCCUGGGCUACCAGUUCAGCUUUACAGGGCAGGUCAGUAGCUGCAAAUGAUAAGUUAAUUAUUCUUGAAAAGAACAAAACAUACACACACAAGCAAACUGGUGGGAGGGCAGAAAUCAAGUAACUGCUCAUUGUGUUUGCAAUUUCUUU
This is a messenger RNA of Cygnus olor (mute swan), 6373 nucleotides long. RefSeq names its product opioid receptor mu 1 (gene OPRM1). The record is from RefSeq and is a predicted model, not a curated record. Gene Ontology annotation, biological process: sensory perception of pain; G protein-coupled opioid receptor signaling pathway; neuropeptide signaling pathway. Gene Ontology annotation, molecular function: morphine receptor activity; beta-endorphin receptor activity; G-protein alpha-subunit binding. The transcript is spliced from 3 exons. Gene Ontology annotation, cellular component: membrane; neuron projection. NCBI's taxonomy places the organism in Eukaryota, Metazoa, Chordata, Aves, Anseriformes, Anatidae. Bases 98 to 1048 code for a protein of 316 amino acids.